GGACAAGUAUGUGCAACCGACCUAUGCUACCUCUCUUCCUCUGAAUGUGGGAGUAAACCCUCGGACGGAAAGUGGAAUCACGAUAAUAUAGCCGCUGCCAUCGGCAAGUGUGGAGCAUGCGAGAUGACGCUACAAAACUUCGCGUCGUCAGCGUUGGACCAACGUGUGCACCUCAGCACUCCAGCGAAGGAUCCUCGUAAUAUUGUGCUUCAAAGACAGGGCCUGGGGUUUGAUGCAUUGUGGUUCGGUGGAAAACAGCCCACCCAGAUGACUGGGCCUUCUCUUCACUCCAAACACUAUGAGGGAAUCAUGCCACGAGUCCAUCACAGAAUAAACCUCUUCAAGAUAGGACACUUGCCGCAAUUCGAGCUCUCUGCAAACAGACGGGGUACUUCUGUGACACAGACUACUGCCAUGUCCAUGAUGCAAACUACCCAUACUGUGACGAAUCUCGACUUGCGGGAAGUUGCGAGCCCUAAGCUAAACUGGUGCCUGGCCGCUUGA
Aureococcus anophagefferens is the source of this 504-nucleotide messenger RNA. RefSeq lists its product as hypothetical. The annotation marks the transcript as partial. The record is from RefSeq and is a predicted model, not a curated record. The transcript has 2 exons. NCBI's taxonomy places the organism in Eukaryota, Pelagophyceae, Pelagomonadales, Pelagomonadaceae.